Naegleria fowleri is the source of this 330-nucleotide messenger RNA. RefSeq lists its product as uncharacterized. The record is from RefSeq and is a predicted model, not a curated record. The transcript has a single exon. Bases 1 to 330 code for a protein of 109 amino acids. Lineage: Eukaryota; Heterolobosea; Eutetramitea; Acrasida; Naegleriidae.
AUGUAUCCUCUUCCUUUGACAGCAAUUUCGAGCAGUAGGUGGAGCACAAACAAUCCAUGUUCGGAAAUGGGACAAGAAGGAAUGGUAUGCUUGGAAAAGGUACAACAAUUUCAGGAAUUCAAUUCCAACGAGGCGAUCAGUAAUCGAGAAGAGGAUGAUAUUCAAAAAAGGCUUCAUUCUGAAUUUUUGGCAUGUCAAUUCAUGCUAGAAAUGUAUCGGAAAUGUAUGACCACUCCAGAGGAGUUUGAAAAGAGGAAAAUGAUCGAUAGAGCACGGACUGCGGAUCAAAGUAUUCAUACUAGUGGAUUUUCAAUUUUUACUUGGAGAUAA